Racocetra fulgida is the source of this 522-nucleotide messenger RNA. The record is from the annotation of a GenBank genome assembly. Lineage: Eukaryota; Fungi; Glomeromycota; Glomeromycetes; Diversisporales; Gigasporaceae.
AUGCAAGACACGGUUUUGGACGGUAGUGACUCACAAUUUGUCAUAGAAACAUCGAAGACUGAUGAUGAGGCAAUUAAAGGAAUUAAACCUGAACGUGAAGAUGCGGAAUCUUCUGCAAGUAUGAUAUUUAAUGAACAAUUAAAGCAUAUCGAUGAAGAAAUCAAGGCUGUGCGAGAAGGCACACAUCCUGAAUUCGAGGAACGUUUGCAGCAAAUUAUUGAUAAGCGAGAACAAAUGCUCGAACAACAUGCGUUGGCAUUAAAUUAUCAACGUCAGUGUAUACAGAAAGAGUAUGAAGCUGAAACACUUCGCCUUGAAGAAUCUUAUCAAGCGCAACGUCAAGCAGUCAAUGACAGAUUAAUUGCAGAAGUCGAAGAAAGGAAAAGAAAACUCUCAGAAGAUUAUGAAAAUGUUGCUAUGGACGGUACUAUGAGGACCCAUACACAACGAAGAUUACGUACUAGGACAACACAAGAGGUUGAAGUUAAAGUAAAAAAACAAAAAAUGCCUGGUAAAGACUGA